Messenger RNA from Pelodiscus sinensis (Chinese soft-shelled turtle), 5902 nucleotides. The record is from RefSeq and is a predicted model, not a curated record. Lineage: Eukaryota; Metazoa; Chordata; Testudines; Trionychidae.
CUUUCACCUGCAAUUGUACCCAUAUAGCGUCUUUAGUUAAUCUAGUCCCUCCAGCGCUGGCGAAAGAGUUUGCAAACUGGUUUAACAGCACUUUACAAUGGUGAGAUUAUUUUUUUAAAUCCAGUUUUCUCAAAACAACCAAACAAAAAGCCCAACAACAAUAUCAACACACACAAAAAAAAGCCCACCGACUAAAAAAAGUUGGGGGAAAACAGCAGAAGCAUUGAAACAAACAGUCCAAGUCUCUUGCUCCUAAAAGAAGCUGCAUAGCUUUUGUAUAUCUUUGUGGCUAGGGCGUUACAACUGCAGGUCAAAAAGUUGAGGGUCAAAAGUUUACGUUUUGCACCACUCUUAGUCAUCCGCCCAGACAGAGUUUGAUGUCAAUGUUAUAGCCGAGAUCUUGACUAUCAGCACAAAAGAUAAAAUAGCUUUGAGUUAAGCGUGUAUCACAGUAUGGACUCCAGGUGAACUCUAGUGGUUGAAUGACCUCAAUUACCGAGGAAAGGAUAGAAAAUUCCUCUUUUCGAGAGUAAUACAUGUUGUAUUUCAACUUGAAUUAUCAGCCACAUUUAUGUCUAAAUAUCUCUGGCUCAGAUGCACCAGGUAAACAUGCAGGAGAGCAAAACGCGUCCAUGGCUGUAUGUUUAAAUACCAGGGUCAGGUAACAAAAUGUUUCACACACUUUUAUAUAAUAACUUUCUUAAGAGGUUUUAAUGUUAAGCCUUUUCACUUUUCAAAAUGUCAGGAAGAUAAGAUCUGAGCAAACCUAUUAACAUGUAUACCGACCCUCACAGCGUCUGAGUUUUUACUAUUAUUUCUUUAGUAAACCUUAAACUGGAUUACGCUGGACAUAUUGUAGGAUAUACUGCCAGUUAUAUUUUUAGUCCGAAAGUGCAAAUCUAACAUUCAGAAUGAUCGGGCGAUCUGAUGCUAACAGAUAUUAUUCUGCCUAAAACCCUGACGGCGCUGGAUAGUUCCAUAAUUUCCAGGACUAUCAAAGCCUUCUGAAAAUACUCCCAAACAGAAAUUGAUAGUUAAACCAGUAUCAGGGUAUUUUUAAGCUGAAUUUCUUUGUGUAAAGAGCAAUUUCCAAGAUGUCGAGAGUUUUUCUUGUCUUUAAAACGGCAACAGUAUUGAAGAUUUAGCUCUGACGUUGUGUCAAUUGAGAGUAACACACAGUACUACACAAAGAAUUUCAUUUUGGGAGGUAAUUAUAAACCAAAUAAACAGCGUAAAAACUAAAGAAAGAUCGAAAUGAUAUUGAAAGAGUGCUAUGUUUUAAGAGGAAACAUUUAUCCAAAAUGUUGAGAUGUAAAAGAUCUGGGGAUUGAGGGAAAGGCCAUAAGGAGGAAGUCAACUGGGGAAAAGUACCUCCUUUAUAUCCAUGUUUAGCCGAAUUAAGAACAAAAAGACAUGACUUAUACGAUAUCUCUAGUUAUUUUAGAUACAAAUUAAUUAUUUGCCAGUGAUACCAGUGGAUCAUUGCAGAGAGCAGGAGUUAUUGAAAAUAAAUUGUGAGCUGUUUGAUCUCAAAUCAUUGAGAGAUAUGAUUGGAGAUUAUGCCUAACUCGUUUGUAUUUGACAGCAUGGUGGAAAUAUCUAAUUAUCAUCACACACCGUGUGUACGUUGUUCAUCAAACAGUGAUGUUGCCAACUUGUAACAAGCUAUUAAUAUAGCAUAUUUUAUGUUAAAAAGAACAUUUUUCCCACUUGAGAUAGUAUAUAUUACCUUAUGCUGCUAGAAAACAAGGAAUCGUCUAGCAGCACCUUAAAGACUAACAAAACAUGUAAUCAUUUGUUGAAAAAAAGCAAAGUGUUUGGUAACAAUCUAAAAUAUAUAAUCAAGUAUCUAUGUUGUUAACAAGUGGUAGGCAGAUUUUUCCCACGAAUAAUGAGUCUUUGAUACACCCUGAUCGAAAAGCUAUUCCUACCACUAAAUUCCAUAAAAUGAGGGACCUGAAAUCUACUCUCUUCCUUACCAAAACAAAGAUUUUGCUGCAAAUCCAUGUAUUCCUCAGAGUUCAGAAUAAAAAUCUCAAUGAGAAUAUUUUUAGAGUUCAACUGCAACUUCAAUAAAUAUUGACCUAUCUCAAUUAUUGUUUAAGUGAUUCCUUUUAAAAAGGGGAAACAGAGCAGUUAUUAAUUUGAGAUGAACGAUCCCUCCUUGCCUUUGUACGUUCAGUCUUUGAAAGCAGCACACACUGGUCUCUGGCGUAGAAUGUCUGGUCAAAAGACCAUUCAUUUAAAAUUCUACCACAAAUCACAUUUUGUGUGUGUUUAUUUAACCAUGCCUGUAUAGCACAAGCAAAGCACUCCCAACGCCCAGUUGCUAGAACAUAUACUGUGCCAGCGAAGCCAACGCUUUCUAAAAUAAUGAACUUGGGGGCAAACAUGCAAUCACUGCCCCAAUCCUGAUUAUUUAAAGCAACCGUUUAGCAUUUUAGUUUCCUAGCUAACAAAUGUUUAAACUGAGGAGCUGUCCUGAGGGCUUUAUGAUUCCCCAAGAACAAAGGGGAGAUACAGUUGGUACAUUCCAUAACGUUAACAUUUUCCCGCGAUUUUUUCUUAAUUUUCCCUUAGAAGUAGUGACCUGGGCAAAGCACCCUGCUAUCUAAAAGACACUGUUAUAGACCUUUUAGAAAAACUAAGUCCAAGGCCGAGGUGAACUUCAGGUCACCGCGUCUAACAAAUAUGAAAAUGUCGCCUGGUGAAGGGCACGCCUUGUUGUUUAACAAAGACUGUCAAUGUGUAAGAUUAAUAAGAAACAAAAUGCGCACGGUGUCACUUUUCGGUCACUUUGAAACUUUGGACAGGGUUGCAUUCAAGAGGCAAAGCUGGGGCUAAAUAUAUUCAAAAUGGUUCAAAUCAGAUUCAAACCAGGCUGCUCGCGGGUCUUUCUCUCUGGCCGCCCUCUCUCUGCUGCACGGACACGUUCACAAGUUUAGCUGAAUUAUCAUUUUCUAACCCUUCGGUUGUAAAACUAAUUUGUCCGCGCGCAUGGAAGUCAGCAGAUGUGCGUUCCACGAGAACUCUUUUCACGCGUUGUGGGCACGAUCAGAAAUUGGAUCUUGUUGGUGCUAUUGCACUAUUCACUGCAGUUCAGUGCGUUCCCAAUCUCGGCUAUGGCAAGACUCAGCUGGUAAACUUUUGGUCAUGUGGUAAUUGUUGAAGCGUGUGAAAAUAUGGUCUUAUUUCUUAAAUAAAAAAAUUCGAAUGUUUUUGUUUUAUUGUUUGCUCGCUUGCUUGUUUUUAAAGCUGGACUGGUGCUACAAGUUGGGGAAAGGGAAAUAUCCCAGGAUGGUUCGGAGAUUGUUUAUUACGUCCAUAAAUCUUGCAGUAAAAUGUCGAAAUGGCCGUGUGUAAGAUAACACUUGGUGGUCUUGGCUGGGUUCUUGUUUAUGAUAACAAAACCACAAAGACAAGGAACAGGCCUUUGGCGAUCCUGCAUAAGCACAUCUUCCCAGACGGCUAAAAGCACAGGAAAACCAGGCUUCGGCUGGGCAGCGGCGGUCACCUUGUAGAUUUCCAAUCGCCUGCAGAACUGUGUUCUUUUCUGGUUUCCUCCGAAACAGAGCUACCCAGUAGAAAGAAGUACAGUUGACCAAGUAUACUUUGAAGUCUAAUCACGGUACAUAUUAUUAAUCAGAACCUGGGAAGCUCUCGGAAUCCAACCUUCAGCAUACAAAAUAAGCCAUUCUGAAAGGCAUUCUCUUGGAAAAAAAAGUCUGUGAAGACGCAAAGGAUUUUCCUGGAAAAAAAAUGUGGUCAUGUGUAAAGACACAGCAUCUUGGCUGUCUGCUAAAAAAAUGCAUACUGUCUUGGUGGAGGAGACUCGGCCCCGGAGUGCAAAAUAUCACAUGGCAGAUUAUCAUCAUUUAAGGCAUUGCUUGUUGCUUAUUUUCAGCACUCCAGUGCACCGAAAAAGUCGAUUUACUGAGCGAUAACAGCAAGAAACAAGUCAGUCUACUCUUAGAAAUUGUAGGAGGUUAACCAGGAGAGGCCAUUGGAGGAAGAACGUCACGUGACAGAGGGGUGCCAAUGUUAUUCUUUAAGGGUGUCAAGACCCUGUCAGUUUGUGAAAUAAAUAUUGGGAAACAACGAAAUGCAAAAAGCGACCUACUACGACAGCUCUGCAAUCUAUGGUGGCUACCCCUACCAAGGAGCAAAUGGUUUCACUUAUAAUGCUAGUCAGCAGCAAUAUCCUCCAUCUUCAUCACUUGUGGAAACUGAAUAUCAUCGACCUGCUUGCUCUUUACAGUCACCUGGCAGUGUUGUGUCCCACCAUAAGGCCAAUGAAAUCAACGAGAGUUGUAUGAGGACCAUCACUAGCCAACCCCUCCAGCCCCCAGUUCUUUCAGAGCAGCAACAGCAACAGCCUCCAGCCCAGCCAGCACCACCUCCACCGCCACCCUCUGUCUCACCACCUCAAAAUGCCAGCAGCAAUUCUGCCCCAUCUAAUACUACCAAGAGCCCAGUUAUUAACUCACCCACCAUGUCCAAACAAAUCUUCCCAUGGAUGAAAGAGUCUCGACAAAAUACAAAGCAGAAAAACAGCAGCUCCAGUUCAGGUGAGAGCUGUGCUGGUGAUAAAAGCCCUCCAGGGCAAGCCUCCUCUAAAAGAGCGCGUACAGCUUAUACAAGUGCCCAGCUGGUAGAACUGGAAAAGGAGUUCCACUUCAAUAGAUACCUUUGCAGGCCAAGGAGGGUAGAAAUGGCGAAUUUGCUCAAUCUCACAGAAAGACAAAUCAAAAUAUGGUUUCAGAACCGCAGGAUGAAAUAUAAAAAGGAUCAAAAGGGAAAGGGCAUGAUGACCUCUUCUGGAGGACAGUCCCCGAGCAGAAGUCCGGUGCCUCCAGCUCCCGGGGGGUAUCUAAACUCUAUGCAUUCUUUAGUAAACAGUGUUCCCUAUGAGCCCCAGUCACCUCCAUCCUUUAACAAGCCUCAUCAAAAUGCCUAUGGCAUCCCUGCCUCAUAUCCGGCUCCUCUCAAUAAUUGCCCGCCUCCUCAAAAGAGAUACACGGGGACAGCAGCAGUUACUCCUGAAUAUGAGCCUCAUCCUCUUCAAGGCAACAGUUAUGGAAAUCCACAUAUACAGGGAAGCCCCGUCUAUGUGGGGGGCAACUAUGUGGACACCAUGACCAAUUCUGGGCCUUCCAUCUUUGGUCUCACUCAUCUCCCUCAUCCCUCCUCCGCCAACAUGGACUACAGUGGACCUGGGCCAAUGGGCAACAAUCACCACCAUGGACCUUGUGAUCCACACCCAACUUACACAGACCUUACUUCUCACCAUCCUUCUCAGGGAAGAAUUCAGGAAGCGCCCAAACUCACCCAUCUGUAACAGACCUGAGUGACCUAUGAGGAAUGAAGUUCCCAACUUUUUAAAAGUACAUUUCACCCUCCCCUCCAACCUCCUUCUCCUUUUUUCCUUCUGUUCUGUUUGGUUUGGUUUCCUUUGGUAAAAUGUUCUAUAGUUUAUGUGACGUAGCAAUAUUUGUUGCUUGAAUUGCUCUAUAGUUUCAAUAGUGGAUAUUUAUCUUCUUGAACUGUAGCCUUGUGUCUCGCUUUGGGAGUAGACAUAGGCUUUAUACUUUACUUCUACACUUUUAUCAAAACAGGGUAUAUGAACAAAUUUUCUAUAACAAUAAUUCUUAAAUGUGAAUUUGUUCGUACAUGAUUGAUCCCACGGGGAAGCAAUUUUUUUAUUGCACUUCUUUUAAAUAGCGAGAAAGAAAUCAAAAGGCGCUUGAACAGGGGCUCCCUGGACAAUUAUUAAUACGUGUUAAGUCUUUCAAUGUGUGUAUGCUGGUGAACAUUCAGAUUUAUUUAUAUUUUUUUUGAAAACAUUGAAUAAUCUAAGUGUUUAAAAUUUUAUUUAUCCCCAUCUGUUCAUAUUUAUAUAUAU